Messenger RNA from Lymnaea stagnalis (great pond snail), 811 nucleotides. Lineage: Eukaryota; Metazoa; Mollusca; Gastropoda; Lymnaeidae. The record is from the annotation of a GenBank genome assembly.
UUUGAAUGUGUUGUGACCUACAAGUCUCCUCAUAUAUUACCUUAUCGGUAAGUUGAUAGAACUUUAUACACAUGUAAGUUGAUAGGACUUUAUACACAUGUAAGCUGAUAGGACUUUAUACACACAAUAGUUAAUGAUGCUUGAGUAAUGUGUACACAAGUUGGUUUUUGUUAAUAGUGCAAAGAAAGUUUUAUCAUUUCUAUUAAAAUUACAAAUUCAAUUAUUUUACAGCCUCCAACAGCAUAAAAAUAAUCUUUAUUUACCUCUCGAUAUUUUCUCGAUUCUUUUCAGAGAAAAUUUCAACAGACUUCUUGAUGACAAAACAUUCAAAAGUGAGAUCACUCUCUUCAGAGUGGAUGAGGAAAGCAGUGAAGUAAAGGAAAUUGACAGAGAAGGUUUUUUACCUGUGCUAAUGAGGUACUCAUAAUUGUUUAAUGUUUUUUGACUCGCUUUCUUGAUUAGUUUUUAACAAUUUUACUAUUUUCUCAUAAAGUUAUAACACUUGUAAGUGUUCUUAAGCUGGUUGUUAUAGGCUGUGUUGAUGACACUUGAUUGGACAAUUAUUUCAAACACCUUGAGAAGCUGGUAGAAGAAGUGGAAUAACAUUUUUUUAUGGUUGUUAACAGCACACAAGAAUGGAAGUAUUAGAGGCUGUUGCUCUUGUUUUUUUGUGUAAUGUUAAAAUUUUAUUUCAUUACCUGUCCUUUCAUUUUUUUAUGAUUUUUUUGUCUCUCAAAAGAAUUCUUUAUGGCAAGAUGCACGGAAAAGCUGGCAAUGAAACUGCCGGCAAGGGACGCAGUAACAUUAGGCG